AGAACAUCACAAACCUCUCAACGACCGACCUUGAAGAGACGAGCCGCAGCCAUGUCGUCGACCAAGAAGCCCUCCGGCAAGACUCAGCGCUCCGCCAUUGCGGAUGUCGUCGCCCGCGAGUACACCAUCCACAUGCACAAGCGACUCCAUGGUGUCACCUUCAAGAAGAGGGCUCCCAAGGCCAUCAAGGAGAUCAAGGCCUUUGCCACCAAGUCUAUGGGUACCUCCGAUGUUCGCAUCGACCCUCAGCUCAACAAGAAGGUCUGGGAGCAGGGUAUCAAGGGUGUCGACUACCGAAUCCGCGUGCGAAUUUCCCGACGACGAAACGACGAGGAGGGUGCCAAGGAGAAGCUGUACAGCUACGUCCAGGCCGUGAACGUCAAGGACCCCAAGGGCCUCCCCACGGUUGUUGUUGAGGAAUAAAUAUAAAAAUUUCUCUUGGGACAAGGUUCUAGGGUGGCAUGGCAUUUGGAGUUGUACUCGGCAUUCUGGCUUUCGACGCUGAAAAAUACACAGAGGGAAAAUGUGAUUAAAGCUUGAAGUCAACCCAAACGACAAUCGGUGCCUCGGCGUGAAGUGACUGGUCUCUGGUCAAAGGCUUUUUUUAUGAGGGCGAAAAAAAAUUUACGUUCUGACGUGGUGAACACUGGAUGUUAUGAACUGUCGAUUAGAGGGUCUGCUAUCGACAACGGUCUAUUUAUUUCUGACCCCAUCAAUGCCUCCCUCCCAUUGCUGUUUGUCCAGCUGUAGAAAUGCCAUGCAAUCGUGUAAUCCUAACAAGUCAUCAAACCAAAUUCCAUACACCUGCUACUCCUGUUCCCGUAUUCAAGUAUGAAAGCACC
Messenger RNA from Fusarium graminearum PH-1, 842 nucleotides. RefSeq names its product 60S ribosomal protein L31. NCBI's taxonomy places the organism in Eukaryota, Fungi, Ascomycota, Sordariomycetes, Hypocreales, Nectriaceae. Gene Ontology annotation, biological process: cytoplasmic translation. Gene Ontology annotation, cellular component: ribosome; cytosolic large ribosomal subunit. The transcript has 4 exons. Bases 52 to 423 code for a protein of 123 amino acids. Gene Ontology annotation, molecular function: structural constituent of ribosome. The record is from RefSeq and is a predicted model, not a curated record.